CUGUACCCACCUCCCAGUGCCCACAUAUCGACACAGCAAGGUGACGGCAAGACCAAGAUUGAGUUCUUCUGCCUUGUUGCCAAUGACUUCUUCUUGAGUCAUUCCAUCUAUGGCCCAACAUACCGUGCACUCAAGGAGAAGUGUGAGAAAGCGACAUCUGCGAAAGAGAGGCGUGCUGCGCAGCAGGUCCUUAAGAAAUGGGGCUUCAAGAUUAAGAACAGAAUGCGAGAUGUCGGAGAAAUCAUCCAAGGCCACUGCAACGCACUUGGUGAGACUGGAGUAGGGAUCAAAUCUAGAGAGGAGAUAGACAUGUCACAGAAGAACCAGUUCACAUCUUUGUGGGGUAUGUACCUCCCUAAGAUCGUUCAGAUUAUUUAA
This is a messenger RNA of Phanerochaete carnosa HHB-10118-sp, 378 nucleotides long. RefSeq lists its product as uncharacterized. The record is from RefSeq and is a predicted model, not a curated record. The transcript has 2 exons. Lineage: Eukaryota; Fungi; Basidiomycota; Agaricomycetes; Polyporales; Phanerochaetaceae. The annotation marks the transcript as partial.